UUCUGUUUUGUUUUGUCGCAUCAGUCCUGUGAUGAUGACAGACGGCGGGGAGAACGCCUUUGUCCGCAGCCCGACCCAACAUUUGAACGCUUCGUGCUACGGCUGGGCCAAGCAUUUCGGAUAUGUGCAGCCGGUAUCUCCUUGCCGUUCCUUAAGCGUGUAUUCUGUCUCACUUCUUUCCUAGGACGCCGAGCAACGCGAACUCCUGUGCUGCGUCUCACCUUGUCUUUCGCAGCUGUUUUCUUUUUUUUUUUUUUUUUGCCACGACGGUUGCCAAAGGCGGCCGGAUCGUCCAGGGGCUAACAUGUACAAGGAGGCCGCCUUACAUCACAUUUGGCACUUGUUGUAACUCAGACGCAGUUCUCAUUUGUGGUCCAUUGGAGGAGUAUAAAAGUUCCCUCCCAAAGUUCCCUCCCCACCCCUCACUUCCUCCCAUAGCCACCGGUAACCAUUCCUCUUCCUUUCCAAGGCGCCGUGGCCAUUCCCGGGUUGACCCAAGAAGCAGAAACCACCGCCGCCUCCAUAUCUUCGUGCGACCGUCUUUGGCUGCCCACCAUCGUCGCCCUGUUCCAGUGGCUCUCGGCCACGAUGGACUUUAGCAGCAUCAUCCGAGGGGCUCUGCCAACCCUCGUAACUAACAGCAGCACUCAUGGCACUAACACUUCAGCCGAGAAGGGGCUCCCAGACAGCCUCUUCUUCGACACCCUCUCGCCGCUCCUUGGGUUUCAUUUCAACCCGUUGGUGAAGUUGUUCAUUAUCUUGUACAAUCUCGUCGGCAACCGCCUUGGCAUCGACCCGACCUACAUACUGACUGUGGCCGGUUUGUUCUGGGCCGCGAACAAGGUUCUGACGCAGCUGUACGUGGCACUCUACGGCCUGGCUCGGCAGCAUUUCAUGGCCAGCAUCGAGGUCAGCAAUUCGGAUGACAUUUACUUCCAUAUGAUAAAGUGGCUUGCGUCUCAGCCCAAGAUGGUCAACUCUCGCUCCCUCACUGCCGAGACGGCGUCCAAGGGCGCCUGGGAAGAGGAGGACGAGUCAGAGCUCACGUCUAGCCUGGUGUCCGCCAGCGGUUCUGGCGUCUUCCUCAACUUCUCCAACCAGGAAGCCAAGGCACCCCCCCGGUUCACGCCAGCCCUGGGCCUGCACAGCUUCUGGUUCAGGGGCCGAUACUUCCAGCUACACAGAAAGCAGGAGUCCCUGUUCGAGCCCUUGGCCGGGGGCCACGGCAUACCUCGGUUCAAGGACAAGGAGAGCCUCGUGCUCUCCUGCUUCGGCCGCUCCCCCGAGCCGAUCAAGCUGCUGCUGCAGCACGCCAAGGAGCAGUACUACGUCGACCACCAGGCCAAGACCAUUGUCAGGCGCCCGGCGCCCCAAGCCUUGCGCCGCUACGGCCAUCGACACUCGUGGCAGCAGGUCGCCAACCGUCCCGUCCGGCCGAUGCAGACCGUGGUCCUCGACGAGGAGCAGAAGAUCCGUGUCCUCUCCGACAUGAACGAGUAUCUGCACCCGGCCACCCCGCGCUGGUACGCCAACCGCGGCAUUCCCCUUCGCCGCGGGUACCUGUUCCAUGGCCCGCCAGGGACGGGCAAAACAUCGCUAUCGUUCGCCCUCGCCGGUGUCUUUGGUCUGGACAUCUACGUCAUCUCCCUCCUGGACCCGACCUUGACCGAAGAAGACCUGCUCGGCCUCUUUACCUCGCUUCCGCGGCGCUGCGUGGUCCUGCUCGAGGAUAUCGACACGGCCGGCCUCAAACGAGCCGAUGAUCCGGCCUCGUCCUCGUCCUCUUCGCCUUCAUCAUCCUCCUCCUCGGACGACGACGAUAAGGAGUCCGAAGGCCGGCAGGACGACGACAGCAAGGAGAAGAAGUCCCCAAAGAAGUCCAAGAAUCACAACAAGAGGGACUGGAAGGUCUCGGACCUCGCCCGCGAACUCAAGCGGGCCGGCAACAACAGCGACUCGGGCGAGAAGAAGGGCAUCUCCCUCUCGGGUCUGCUCAACGCCAUCGACGGCGUCGCCUCCCACGAGGGCCGCGUGCUCAUCAUGACAACCAACAAGCCCGAGGCCCUCGACGAGGCGCUCAUACGCCCGGGCAGGGUCGACCUGCAGAUCGCUUUCACCAACGCCAGCCAGGAGCAAGCCAGGGAGCUGUUUGUGCGCAUAUACGAGCCCGAGAACACCAAGGGAGGCUCCAGAUCCUUCCCAAUCUCCGUCUCCGACCACCUCUCCUCCCCGCUGACGCCCCUCACCCUUUCCUCCGAACCCCCUCCGACGCCGCUCUCGCUCUCUUCGGACAAGGACAGCAGCGUGACCGACGUGUCCGGCAUCACCGAAAUCGGCGACGACGACGACGCCGCCACGGACGGCAAGAUACCCGCUCCGGCGCCCCUCGACCUCACCGACACCGCCGCCGCCGCCAAGAGGGACGCCAUCCCGACUGGGCGAUUCCCCCUGGAACAGCAGCAGCAGCAGCACCAGCGGGGACACCACCACCGCCCCAACCAGCGCCGCCACGAAGAGCAGACGAAGACGACGAAGACGACGACGACGAGGACGACGACAACAACCAUCCACCCGGCCGAGCUCGCCCACCUGGCGGCGCAGUUCGCCGCCCGCAUCCCGCCGGGCCAGUUCUCGCCCGCCGAGCUGCAGGGCUUCCUGCUCAAGCGCAAGAAGACGCCGCGCCGGGCGCUCGAGGAGGUCGACGCCUGGGUGGCCGGCAUGCUCGCGCAAAAGGCCGGCAAGACGCGGGGCCUGAGCCUGUCUGUGCAGUGAGGGGACCGAGGGCAGAGGGAGCUCCGUCUUUCCCAACCCUCCUC
Thermothelomyces thermophilus ATCC 42464 is the source of this 2816-nucleotide messenger RNA. RefSeq lists its product as uncharacterized. Lineage: Eukaryota; Fungi; Ascomycota; Sordariomycetes; Sordariales; Chaetomiaceae. The record is from RefSeq and is a predicted model, not a curated record. Gene Ontology annotation, cellular component: mitochondrial inner membrane. The transcript has a single exon. Bases 589 to 2772 code for a protein of 727 amino acids. Gene Ontology annotation, biological process: mitochondrial respiratory chain complex III assembly; protein insertion into mitochondrial inner membrane from matrix. Gene Ontology annotation, molecular function: ATP hydrolysis activity; ATP binding.